Molecule: messenger RNA, 1906 nt
Organism: Capsicum annuum
Lineage: Eukaryota; Viridiplantae; Streptophyta; Magnoliopsida; Solanales; Solanaceae
Exons: 10
Coding region: 697-1398 (233 amino acids)
Biological process (GO): double-strand break repair via homologous recombination
Cellular component (GO): Shu complex
Molecular function (GO): single-stranded DNA binding
Source: RefSeq, a predicted model, not a curated record
AGGAGCAAGUCACAAUUAUAUUUCAGCUACAAAUUGAAAUCAAAAUCUAUCAUCAUUAGCUUAUUAAUUAAAUAAAAUUAAUAUCAAAAUAAGUUAUUCAAGCUUUUGUUUACCAAAACAUCAGGUUCACAUAGAAGAAUCUGUCAUCAGUCGGGUCAAAAUAAAAAACCCGAAGUUUUUUGUUUUGUUCGGCUAGUUCCCUUCCUAAUUACGCAUCCCCAACAACUGUAGCAACUUGCUUUCUUAAUCCGAAUUCGGAAAAAGGAUUACUUUGCUAUUUUCUGGUGACCACUUGUCUGUUUCUCUUCGACUUAGGCCAAACAAAGAUCCUUCAAGUUUUUACUGAGGUACUCCAUUACAAUCGCCAAGAGAAAAGAGGACAUGUGUGAUCCCCUUGUCUCAACCCCCUAGCAGCAUCAAAAGGUGUAGUUAGUUCUACAUUGAUCAUCAGCGAGUAAGACACGGCAGAGACACAUUCAAUCACCCAUCUGACAAACCUGUUAGGGAAACCAAGGCAGUCCAUCACCUGUUCAAGGACUUUGUUAUGGGUACAGCAUAUCAAAGCCCAUCCGCUGCCACUUUGUGAACUUCACCUGACCGUUUGCCUAGAGCCUCUACUAUUUCACUGGUCGGCCCCAGCACGGUUUAAGAGCCCUAAACAAAUCAGCAGUAAUUUUUUGUUCGAAGUUACAACAAAUGAUGGAGAAAUUCUUGCCGGUUGGAGGCUUUGAUUUUUUUUCCGACAGUGACUCAAUUCUCCUCCUUUCUGGUCCUUCCUCAUCAGGGAAAACCUCUUUAGUUUUCCAAUUCGCAAUUAACUCUGCAACUGCAAAUGGUGAGCGUAAUGUGGUCUUCAUUUGCAACCGUCGUAAAUUGGAGGCUAAACCCCCUUAUCUUCCUCAGGGAAUUGAUCCAUCCUCUGAUGUUAUUCGCCGUAUUCACAUGAAGUAUAUAGACGACGAGGAAGGAAUUAAGAAAUACUUUGCUGCUUUCCAUAUGCAUGAUCCUGCUCCUGCUUCAGUUGUUAUUGAUGAUUUUGCUGACUUUUUUGAUCAAGGAAACUGCCAAGAGAGAUACAAUAAUACUCGAGGAAGGGAUUUGGCGAUGGUUGGGAUAUUAGCUUUAUGUCGUAAUGCCAUUUUGUAUGCUAAUGAAAAGGGGCCAUGUCAGCUUCUACUCUCUGAUACUCAUAAUGGCGACUGCCCAAGGUUGCUAUACCUUUACAAGAGAUGGGUCUCCUCUAUCUACACAAUCAAAGGGGAUGGCUUUGGUUCAUAUCUUAUUAGGAGUUUGGGUGUUGCCAAAUCUGCAAGAACUAAACUUGCAAAAUACUCAAUAGCUCUUCAGUGUUUGGUUUAUGAAGGUAUUACAGAAGAUGAAGAGCAAUCAGAUGAAUGAGUAUUUUCUCUCAUAGAGGUUUAUUAUUAUUGUACACCACACGGGUUUGGUAUGUCUAUCUUCAAAUUUUGGUCAUGUUAGCUCUUACAUUAACUUCUUUGGAGAUCCAAAGAAAAUUAUAUUUCAUUGAGUUUUAUAUGCUGAGCAGUAUCUAUUCAGAAAAUGCUAAUGUCGUCUUUAUUCAGUCUCUGAUAAUAUUACUAGUCUCAGCAUAUAAAGCUCUAUUGGUGAAUGUCAAUAGGGUUUGAGCAAUUUUGGAAGAAGGAUAAAUACUCAUGUUGACGUUCUGUAGCUUGUACGUGCCUUGGAACAAUUGUAGUUUAAAUAUCAAGGGUCACUCAUAUUCACUACUGAGAUUGGGGCCAAACUGAUAGCAGUGAGAGUGCCUACUAAAGUCGUGAACAUCUUAUUCCUCAUCUGAGGACUUCAAAUAUUCUUUCUUGCAAUGGCAGACACUGUAAAGAAGGAAAAAAAGGGAAAAGUAAUCGUUUUUUCAUUUGCUUGCUCA